Prunus persica (peach) is the source of this 1599-nucleotide messenger RNA. RefSeq lists its product as uncharacterized. Gene Ontology annotation, molecular function: zinc ion binding. Lineage: Eukaryota; Viridiplantae; Streptophyta; Magnoliopsida; Rosales; Rosaceae. The coding region runs from base 1 to 1599 and encodes 532 amino acids. The transcript is spliced from 3 exons. The record is from RefSeq and is a predicted model, not a curated record.
AUGAAGUAUUUGAAGAAUGAGCCUCGUCGUGUUACUGCUGUGUGUGCUAAGAAGGAAUCAAAUGGCUGUGAGUGGAAUGUGCAUGCUGUUAAGUCCAAUGUAAAUGGAUUUUUCUACAUUAAGAAUUUAAAUAAUGUACACAGUUGUAGUGGUUUGAUCCGUGAGAAGAGAAAUAAGGCAAUGGGGUCUCGUUUGGUGUCUUCAAUUGUCAAAGAUAAAGUUCGUAGCAAUCCUUUGGUAAGGCCUAUUGAGCUAAUUACUGAUUUGAAAGAAAAUUAUGGAUUGGAUGUCCCUUAUCAUGUUGCGUGGUAUGGGAAGGAGUCAGCUACUAAGGAUUUACAUGGUGAUGAGGAGUUGUCUUAUGCUCACCUGCCUUGGUAUGUUGAUGUUUUGAAGGCCAGCAAUGUCGGGUCUCAUUGUGUGCUUGACUGUGGCGAGGAUGGUUCUCGUUUCCAGCGGAUCUUUAUAUGUUAUAAGGCCUCCAUUGAUGGUUUUCGAUGGUGUAGGCCUAUGCUGUUUAUUGAUGGUACUUUCGUUACAAACAAGUACAAGGGUACUCUUCUAGGAGCUACUGCAAAGAAUGGGAAUAAAGUUUUACUCUGCUUCAUGUGGUGGUUUCUGCCAAGGAUAUCUGAAGUUUUGGUGGAUGAAGGUAGGCAACUUACAUUCAUUUCUGAUAGGCAUGGUGCUAUUAUCGAUGCUGUUAGGACUGUUUUUCCUGCUUCUGCCCAUGGUUUUUGUCUAUAUCAUUUGAAAGAGAACUUGAAAAAGAAGUAUCCGCAUUCUGUUGGUUCCUCUUUCAAGGAUCAUAUUUUAUGGCUUUUUUGUAAGUUGUUGUAUGCACCGACUGUUGAGGAAUAUCAAGAUAUUUUGAAAAAAUUAAGAGAUGAUGGCGGUUCAAAAAUAAUUGAUAAGUUUUUGGCUGAUCUCCCUGUCCAAAAUUUUGCUAAUGCAUUUUUUCCGGGAAAGAGGUAUGGGGAGGUUAGUAAUGCCUUGUCCGAGUCGUUUAAUUCAUGGGUUAAGGAUGUGCGUAGGCUUCCAAUUUAUGAGAUGAUUGACACUAUUAGGGUCAAAAUGAUGGAGAUGAUUUCUAGGAGGAAGCUUGCAUCCGAGAAAUGGUGUAGUGUUUUGUGUCCGGUUAUUGAGGAUGAGUUGAAGAAUUUAGCUGCAAAGGGUCGUCAUUGGAGGAUAUGUCGCGCGAGUGAAUCUAUAUUUGAAGUUCAUGCUGAUUUGAGUGUUAUGGUCAAUUUGGACGAGAGGUUUUGCUCCUGUUAUCAGUGGCAAUUGCUUGGGUUUCCGUGUCAGCAUGCGAUUCAAGUUAUCCAACAUUCCGGGUUAUGUUUGUAUAACUUUGUUGAUGAGUAUUACAAGGCAGACUUUUAUAGGGCUACUUAUGCAACCCCUAUAUUUCCUAUACCUGAUAUUGAGAAGCCUCCUGCUGGAGAUGUUUUUCUUCUACCUCCGCAUACAAGAAAGCCUCCGGGACGACCUCCGACAAAUCGCUUCAAGUUAAGCAGUGAAACUACAAGGCAGUUGAAGUGCAAGAGAUGCGGUUCUUGUGAUCGUCAUAAUAGGAGGACUUGCAAGGCUCCUAUUUGA